AUGAACGUCUCCAACCGUAGAGAUAUAUGCAUUGCAGCCUCAGAAGUGAUAUCUCGUGAUCCAACCAACGCUACGUUUGAUAAUAUUGUGGAAUACGUCAUCAAAAAAGCGCCCAAUGCCAAAGGAGCGGUGGUGUUUGCCUCCGAGACAGACGUUCGAUGGCUACUCGAGGCAGUGAAACGUGCUAAUAAGACCAAGCAUUUCAUCAUGAUUGGAAGUGACGACUGGGGUACAAAGCAUAAUGCAGUCGAGACGCAAGAGAAAUCAGCGGAGGGCGCUAUAACUCUGUUACCAGCUAGGACACCAGACAAAGGUUUUGACAGCUAUUUCACGUCUCUUAACCCGCUGAACCACACCAACUUCUGGUUCAAACAGUUCUGGGAGAGGACCUUCCAUUGUUCAUUCAACAUCAGGGCCAAACGUGAGGAGGCGUCCUUCAGGCCUACCGCUCAAACUAGUAUAACGCGGUGUACAGGAAUGGAGGUUUUCACGCCCGAGGUUUACGAGCAGGAGGGUAAGGUGGCGUUUGUCAUCGACGCCACCUACGCACUGGCCCACGCCCUACACAGGAUGCAACGGGAUCUGUGUAACGGUACGGACGGGAUGUGUAGUGCGGUGACCCAAGGUGUUGACGGCAAGAUGUAUCUCGACUAUCUCAAAGAGGUAGCCUUCAAAGGUAGCAGUGGCGAGGUACGAUUCAACAAAGAUGGUGACAGACCCGGGAGCUACGAUUUGUACCAGUACCAAAGAAUAAAAAAUAAUUACAAAUACGUGCCAAUUGGAUCAUGGAGAAGCGGAAACCUCACACUUAAAACGAGCGAUCUGAGAUGGGGAGAGAAAUCACCAAAUAACAUGAUACCAGCGUCUGUGUGUUCUUUGCCCUGCGCCCAUGGCCACAUCAGGAAAAAGCGUGAGGGCGACGAAUGUUGUUGGGUCUGUACCAAAUGCGAGUAUCAGCAGUACCGUCACGACGAAUGGACGUGUAGGAACUGCACCCAGGGUACCCUUCCCGAUGAGAACCGUACAGGAUGUGAUGAUAUUUUUAUAGAGUAUCUGCACUGGUCGUCGCCCUGGGCCAUCGUUCCCGUGGUCAUGUCUAUUCUUGGGAUCCUCUCCACCCUCUACGUCAUCGCGGUGUUCGUCUAUUACAACGACACACCUGUAAUACGAGCAUCAGGUCGAGAGCUGUGCUACGUACUCCUUGUCGGUAUCCUCCUCACCUUCAUCACACCUUUCACUAUCAUCUCUCGACCAUCCACCUUCACCUGCUGUCUCCGUCGCAUCAUCCUGGGACUCUCUGUCGUCAUCUCCUAUUCCGCGCUCUUUACCAAAACAAACCGCGUCUACAGAAUAUUCAACAGCGGCAAGCGUUCCGUCAAGAGACCACGCUAUACCAGUCCUCGCUCCCAGUUGGUCAUCUGCUCGCUUUUGGUUUCAGUACAGGUGAUCGGUGUGGUCGUGUGGUUGGUACUCGUUCCGCCGCAAACUGAAAAACACUAUCCUUCUCGGAGCAAAGUCAUACUCGACUGUAGUGUCACAGACUUUGCAACUUCUCUCUCGUUAGCGUAUGCAAUGCUUCUAGUACUUUUAUGCACGUUAUAUGCCUUCAUGACUCGUAAAAUGCCAGAAAAUUUUAAUGAAGCCAAAUUUAUCGCUUUUACAAUGUACACGACGUGCAUCAUGUGGUCGGCCUUUAUUCCAAUUUAUCUUGGUACUUCGGCAACAGAUUAUAAGAUUCAACAAAUGCUCCUGUGCCUGUCCAUCAUAAUUAGCGCCAUUGUGACUCUCGGCUGCAUAUUCGCGCCCAAGGUUUACAUCGUGGUCCUGGCUCCUCAUAAAAACAAGAAGCCAACUGGUACCAUGGUGAUGAACAGUCGCGUCCGUUCGGCCUGUGGGUCAGCAGAAAACACGUGUAGACCCAAUGGCGAGAUGAAGACACGCCCUGUUCUGACCACGGCGCCAACAUCCAACACAACUUCAUCAGGUAUAGAGUUUGACUUCAAAGCCGCUGGUUCAGGUUCUGAUGAUGAACAAACGCAUCUCAACAGACAGGACUUGCCGUCAACAGACGUCUGACACAACCAUGCUUUCAUUUCUGACCAAAGACUAUUGAACCAAUCGAAUAUUCAUUAACCAGUGUAUGAAUCAGACACUUUAAAGAGUGAAAUUGAAAUCAAAAGACAAAAAGACAUGUCGCUAAAACGUGAGAACAUUUACUCACUCUGGAAAAACUAUGACGUCGUAUAAUGGUUGCCUUUGUGUUUAGGCGGGAAAAUAAUAGCAAGGUUUGAAUUUUCCGUGCGAAUUACCGGUCCCCGGAUGUAUUCUCUCAACAAAGUCAUCUCCAAGGAAUCUCGGAAGGAAUUUUGGAAUGAUAAUGCAACAUCUGAUAGAGUCUUUACUACAUUUAUAUUAAUUUUAACCAAACAACGUAUGAUUUUAAAGAAUCGAUCUGUCGUAAAUCGAAGCAUGUUUAUGGUAACACUGUCCUCCAAUCUGGUCAGUGUUUCAAAUUGGAAGACAUGAUUAUUGCGGUGCCUGUACAACCACUUAACGAUGUUCUAAUCGGAAUUCCAUACUUUCUAUCAUCUGGUAACACAUUCUGCAGAGGAAACAGUAGUGGACAUCAAAAUAUUUGGAUAAAUUGAUGUCAACUGACUAGCAGAAAAGGAAAUGGCACACAUGUGAUUUGUAGAUUCCAUUUGUUUACUGCUGAUCAUGACAUAUUAUAAAAUCAACGUAUAAAAGGAGUUGUUCGGUUUAAAGUAAAAAUGAGCCCAUUUCUUUUUGACGAAUAUCCCUCUGUUUUAAGUCUACCCACGAAAAGAUCCUACAUCUUUUAUAUCCGGGUGAUACCAUCAUGACCAACGAUUCCCGAAUAGAUCUAUCUUGACAAGAUAUUCUUCAAUUUGCCAUCUUAAUUCGCUGAGCGUGUGAUACAUAAAGGAUACCAUCUCCAGGGUACGUCUUCAGCGACUCACAAUCCGGUAACUAAGAUCCUACGUGUUUAUGCCAUUCGGAAUAAUUCUACAAGCAUAAAUCCCCUGCAAUUGCAGACAGCAGCGCAGAGGAUAAUCAAUUCGAGGUAUAUGGUUUCGCGUAUUUCAAUCGCCGGAUAUGUAAUCACAGCGAGGAUUGGAAGAUCAGAUCACAAGGCAGCAAUGCGAACGUCUUCUCCAGUCGUGUUCACACUGACGUGUGAACAUUGCACAAAAUAUUUGAGAAAAAAACGCUGUACCUUACAGGCAGGGCACCUGUGGUAUAAACUAAAGUGAUUAGCCUGUGAAAUCCAGUGCAGCAGAGACCUUCAAACUUGCAUCAUCUUGAGGGGUCUUUAAACAAUCGCACUUUCUCAAGUCAACAAUCGUCAUUGUGUCAUUGAUCUGUACAUUGUUCUUUCUACGAGGGAAGGGGCUUUCCUUUGCCGUGGUUGAAAAAACGGUAGAAUGAAACUGGGACUAUGUUUAUUUCCUCUCUUGUUUCAAGUCUCAUCAAUCUUGUUUGAUGUAAGAAUAACACGGUGUUCAUGUUCUAUAUUUUCAUAAAAGAUGAAUUUUAUCACUGGUUUAAAAUGAUAACGAUGAACUCAUUACAGUGGUAUCAAUAUGUUGCUAUAUUUUACUCUUACUUUGGGGACUAAAUAUGGCACAACGUACUUAAUUUCAACGAAUUCAAAUUGCUUAUUUUCAUUUCCCCACGAAUUAGGACUGAAACUUUACUACGAUACAAUUCGAAUCAGUAUUGGGUUUAUUUUGUGUUGGCUUUUAUCAAUUUCCACAUGUUUUAUUGCAGUGGCGUAGCGUUAGUGCCCCUAUUGAAGGGGCACUGGAACGAUGGGGGAGGGGGCAGCGGUCUUACCCGGGAAAUGAAAAUAAUGUGAAUUUACAAGGCUCCUGAUUAAGGGGAGUGUGCAGGACGUGAUCAAAGCUUCCUCUUUUCUCGUCCUUUUCGCCUUCUUCCUUUUUCUUUUCCUCAUUGCUUACUUUUGUUUACCACUCGAAUGGGGGCCCUGCCCCCCCCCCCCCCCAUGUAGCUACAUCACUGUUUCUUCGGUUGGAAAAUUAUUAUGCUUUUAUUGAUAUCAAUUUAAUUAUACAAAAAUAUAAUUGAAGUAUGUUGUCAUUUUACUUCAGUUAAUUUAAUAACAUGUUAUCGACUUUGCCAUUACACAUACAUAACAGUCAUGUACAAUAGUGUCAAUGUUAAUUACCAAUGACAACAGUGUCACUUUUUCUUCUGAAUAAUAAAUGAAUGUUUUU
Strongylocentrotus purpuratus (purple sea urchin) is the source of this 4259-nucleotide messenger RNA. RefSeq names its product metabotropic glutamate receptor 7. The transcript is spliced from 7 exons. NCBI's taxonomy places the organism in Eukaryota, Metazoa, Echinodermata, Echinoidea, Camarodonta, Strongylocentrotidae. The record is from RefSeq and is a predicted model, not a curated record. Gene Ontology annotation, molecular function: adenylate cyclase inhibiting G protein-coupled glutamate receptor activity. Gene Ontology annotation, cellular component: membrane. Gene Ontology annotation, biological process: G protein-coupled glutamate receptor signaling pathway; regulation of synaptic transmission, glutamatergic. The coding region runs from base 1 to 2076 and encodes 691 amino acids.